This is a messenger RNA of Hibiscus syriacus, 3596 nucleotides long. RefSeq lists its product as uncharacterized. Bases 81 to 2648 code for a protein of 855 amino acids. Gene Ontology annotation, biological process: positive regulation of transcription by RNA polymerase II. The record is from RefSeq and is a predicted model, not a curated record. Lineage: Eukaryota; Viridiplantae; Streptophyta; Magnoliopsida; Malvales; Malvaceae. The transcript is spliced from 13 exons. Gene Ontology annotation, cellular component: MLL3/4 complex. Gene Ontology annotation, molecular function: transcription coactivator activity; histone binding; histone H3K4 methyltransferase activity.
ACAAUUAAAAAAAAAAAGGGGGAGACAAAUCGAUAGAUCUCCAAAGACUCGAAAGGGAAAAUCCCCAAAAUCUCUUACUAAUGGCCUUUCACGUAGCUUGCCCAAUUACAUGUCGUCGGAUCUGCUUUUGUUCGCUAGGGUUUCCUCGGAGUCUCCAGUCUCCGGGCUCCGUGGAUGGCUUCUUGCAGGAAGCGAUUCGAGUGGAGGAGUUUUUGAAAGAUCCUUGGGGCGUUAGGGUUUCAAGAGAAGGGACCGUGCAGGUUCCGGUUCCUAAACUAGCGCCGGUUACGGCUGGGGAUGGAGGAGGUGCUGGUGCGGUCCAGGAGUCGGCCUCGGUGUUGGCUCAGACGAGGCGGCUCGCGCUUCAGAGAAAAGCUGAGGCUACGAUGGCGGUGGCUGAGGAUCAUGCAGGGAAGGUUGAGUUGUGUGAUGUUGCGGUUGCACCAAUAAAUUCUGGUCUAGAAGAGCAAGGUCGGUCAAACAAAAAUGUAAUGUGCCACAUGUGUUUUUUGGGUGAAAGCGAAGGAAAUGAGAGGGCUAGAAGGAUGCUAUCUUGCCAAAAUUGUGACAAGAAGUACCACAGGAGCUGCUUGAAAUCUUCGGUACAACAUAGAGAUUUGUUUCAUUGGAGUUCUUGGAUUUGCCAUAAUUGUCGAACCUGUGAGGUGUGCCGAAGUACGGGAGAUCCAACUAGGCUCAUGUUUUGCAAAAGGUGUGAUGGUGCAUACCAUUGCUAUUGUCAACAUCCACCGCACAAGAAUGUUCCGUCUGGGACUUAUUUGUGCCCAAAACAUACAAGGUGUCACAGCUGUGGAUCCAAUGUUCCUGGAAAUGGUUCCAGUGUGCGGUGGUUCUUGGGAUACACUUGUUGUGAUGCUUGUGGAAGGUUGUUUGUGAAGGGAAACUAUUGCCCUGUUUGUUUGAAGGUUUACAGAGACUCUGAAUCGACACCCAUGGUCUGCUGUGAUAUUUGCCAGCGCUGGGUGCACUGCGAGUGUGAUGGCAUCAGUGAUGAAAGAUAUCUUGAGUUUCAAGUAGACGGAAAUCUCCAGUAUAAAUGUGCAGCAUGUCGUGGAGAGUGUUACCAGGUUACAGAUCUUGAGGAUGCUGUCCAAGAGCUGUGGAAGAGGAAAGACAAUGCUGAUCGAGACCUUAUUUCUAGUUUGAGGGCUGCUGCAGGGCUGCCAACUCAAGAAGAAAUAUUUUCUAUCUCUCCAUUUUCAGACGAUGAGGAAAAUGGUCCGGUGAUGUUAAAAAAUGAAUUUGGACGUUCCCUGAAGUUCUCUGCCAGAGGAAUAGCUGAGAAGUCUCCGAAGAAGAAUAAGGAAAGCGGAAAGAAAUCUUCAAGAAAAAAAUAUCUUAAGAAAAAGACAAAUGAGGCAUCUUUGAUUAGCCAGGGAGAAUCACAACCGAGUUUUGUAAGGAAUCAGGAUAUUCCUGAAGCUGUGAUUCAAAAAGAUGAAGGACAGGAUAUUUCUUCUCCUGUUGCUGGAAUUUGUUCUACCAAUCAGCUAGGGAUUUUGAAAUAUAAGGUGGCAGAUGAGGUUAUGGUUAGUGAUGAAGAUAGAAAAUCUUGUGUAUUUAAAAUUAAAAGUAGCAAACCACAUGAUUUAGACCGUGGAGGUGAUAGUGGAAAACAUGAUAGCAAGUCAAAUACUGUGAAAGAAAAGAAGUUGGUCAUAAAUCUAGGUGCACGAAAAAUAAAUGUUACCAACUCUCCAAUUUCCGAUGUUUCAAGCUCUCAAAAAGAACAAGAUGUGAUUUUGCACAAUGGUGUUCAAGAUGCAAAUCAACAGAGAGUAGAUUACAAGUUUAUGCCGGAUAGGAGUGACAGCACUGCUAAAUCUGGUGAUGGAAUCAAAGUUUAUCGCUCCAAGUCUAGAGGGGUGAAAAUUGCUGGAACAGAAGGGAAUGUGAUAAAGUUUGGAAAAAUUAGGCCGGAAUUUCCUGAAUUUGGAUCCAAAGUUGGUGCAGCUAAAGGUUCUGAUGGAUAUGAAAUUGUUCCUAAAAAACCAGAACAUGUCACAUCUGGAGAUGGAAGCAUUGAUGUAAUUAGGCUUGAUGCUGUGCCUUCAGGUGAGGUGUCCAUUCUAGGAGGAGGGAAUGUGAAGUCAGGAAAGCGGUUGGAAGAAAGGGCUGAUGCAUAUGGUGAAAGAAAUGAAGAUUAUUGCCACACACCUUUCUUGAAUUCUUUGCCAAAAGAUCCCAAACCGUCUCUCAAAUUUAAAUUGAAGAAACCUAAUCUUGCUAAUCAGAAUUCUAAGGUUCAUUCUGAGGAAGACAAGAGUUCUAUAAAAGGCCAAAGGUCUAAAAGACAGAGACCAUCUUCCUUCAAGGAAAAAUCUUUGUUUAAUGUUGAUGAAGAUCUCGAUGUCACAGAAACACAUCAAAACAGCUUAAUGGAUGGUAUGAUGGAUGCUAGUUGGAUUUUAAAAAAGCUGGGUAAAGAUGCAAUUGGAAAGAAAGUAGAAAUUUAUCAGGCAUCUGACAAAUCAUGCAGGCAUAAGGGAGCUGUUAAUGACAUCAUUGAAGGCACAUCCGUCGUAUCUGUGAUGCUAGAUGAUGGUAGAGUAAAAAGCUUAGAACUUGGGAAGCAAGGCAUUCGUUUUGUUCUUCAGAAACAAAAGAAACAGAAAAUUCGAAACUGAAUGGCUAGCUUAAUUCUUUGUGAGUGGAUUUGUUGAAAUUUUUCAUUUUCUGGAUGAGGUAGUUGUCAGGCUGUCAAGUCGCAAGGUCCCAACUCCCAACUAUUUGAGUUCUUCUGUCGUUGUUUGUUCUCUUUCCCAGCUCUGCACUGAGGCUACUUUAUGUCUCAGGCAUGCCUUCCUUCUGUGGUUGCGGAUUGAAACAAACAACUAAGCAACCCAUUCAACCACAGUUGGGGGUGACAAGUCCAAUAGCAGCCAGAAUCGAACACAAGCAUCUGAAUCCAAGCCGUUUUGGAUGAUAAAUUAAUGGAAUCCUCUCCAUACCCCCUUUACAGCUUCCCGAGCUCCAGCUUCACUUAUGAAAUUUCUUGAAGGUUGCAUAAACAUAGCAGGUAGAAUUUCCAAAAGAUAGGAUCAAUCAAGCAUCUAUAGUGUUGCCCUCUACAACACAGACUUCCAAUACUGAUUUCAUCAGAACUGCAAGUAAGAUAUUUUUAUCGAGUCUUAGUAAAAUACUGAGAAAAUCUGAGUUCUGAGUGCAAUAUUUGAGAAACAAGCAGAAGGGUCUCCUAUAAUUGCCCAUCCAAGACUUCGUGGUUGCCAAUGCUGCUAAAGGAGCUGGACAGAACAGAAGAGGGUGCAACAAUGGCAGGAGGGUUUAGUGUUUGCAGCUGCUGUAGUUCGCUCGGUUGCAGGAGUUGUAGCAGGAGGGAGGUGACCAAACAUGGCACCAAGGCCAAUAAGUUGUAUGCUUCUGUUUGUCACCGUGCCAACUGCUAAGAUCUGGCACAAGUGAGGCUCUGCUGGUUGUUUGGUGGUGACCUACGCAUUAUUGCUGAACGAUGCAAUUUAUUAGUGCUUGUAAUUUCAUUAUCUUGGAGAAACUUAAAUCUUUUCGUUACUUCGUCCGAUGAUCGCAAUCCACUGAGCAGGGCAUUUCAAAGGCAU